Molecule: messenger RNA, 977 nt
Organism: Ornithodoros turicata
Lineage: Eukaryota; Metazoa; Arthropoda; Arachnida; Ixodida; Argasidae
Exons: 2
Coding region: 1-948 (315 amino acids)
Source: RefSeq, a predicted model, not a curated record
AUGAUUCCCCCAGGAUGCUGCGGGUUGAGGAAGCAUGUGCGAUUGCUCUGCAGCGUUAUCAACGUACUGUCCAAGACACUGUCUAGAGCAGGUGAAGGUGAGCUCAAAGCUGUCAAGCCUUCGUUGGCCGCUGUCGCCGUGAAGCUACCACCGUUCUUCGACAGCAAUCCUUCGGUAUGGUUCUUACAGGCCGAAGCGCAAUUCCACCUUGCCGGCAUCACUUCCCAACUUACCAAAUUUUAUCAUGUGAUGUCAGCCUUUACCCCAUCUGCGGCAGACGAAGUCUAUGACGUCCUGGCGAAUCCAUCCCCCACUACACCUUUCGAUCAACUCAAGCAGGCCCUUCUCCAGAGAACAACGUCUUGCAGCUGUUCCCGUCUGCAGCAACUGUUCUCGCAAGAGGAGCUUAGAGAUCGCCGCCCCUCUCAGUUGCUACGGCGUAUGCGGCAAUUGCUGGGCGACAAUUCUGCUUCCCUGGAUGACACCAUUCUUCGUGAACUCUUUCUCCAGAGGCUUCCACAAAACGUGCAAAUGGUCCUAGCCACUGCGGCAAACAUGUCGCUCGACCAACUGGCAACGCUUGCCGACGCCGUUGUCAAAGUUGCAAGCCCAACAUUGUCCGCGGUGUCCUCCCACCAGCCUCCUUCGGAACCCGCGCCGUUGCCAUCGCGCUCGCACCCACAAGCCACCAUCGAUGACCUCUGCCGCGAGUUCCGUACUCUCGCGUCACUCAUAGCCGCCUCCCAUGCGCCUUCUACAUCACGACGCGAUUCCAGCCGGCGACGUCAGGGUCGAGCUCACCACAGUCCAAGACGUUCGCGUUCCCGGUCAACUACCAGAGACCACAGCCCCUCCAUUUGCUGGUACCAUCGUCGAUUCGGUGCCGAGGCACACCAUUGCCUCCUUCCUUGCUCAUGGCACCAGGGAAACCAGCCAGCGGAUAAUUGAUGGCGACCAAUGGUCCAAGCACUUCUCCC